This is a messenger RNA of Schistosoma intercalatum, 798 nucleotides long. The record is from the annotation of a GenBank genome assembly. NCBI's taxonomy places the organism in Eukaryota, Metazoa, Platyhelminthes, Trematoda, Strigeidida, Schistosomatidae.
AUGCAAUUCAUUGAAUUAUCUAAUUCAUUUUGGAGUUUAUUUAAAUUGAGAAAAAUUAGUUUUCUAUUAAUCAAUUUAAUUUUAUUUCAUUAUGAAGAGAGUUUAGGAUCAGGAUAUAAUAUAUCAAUGAAAUAUUAUCAUCCAUAUUCUAGAUGGAGACGAUCAUUAACUCCUUGUGCAUGGCUUGAACGUGGUGGCUUUUUUAAUAUGCCUAAAUAUUAUAAUUCAUUAUCUCCAUUUGCACAACGUCGUCAUAUUUGUUCAAGUUAUUCAAGUUGUCCACUUACAUGGCUCCCAACAAAUGAUGUUAAAUCAUUAACAUUUAAGCUUAUAGGGACUGAUGAUAUGCGUGAUUACGAAUUUCAAGCUCAUUUUUGUAACAGAAUCUAUGAAGCACGGCAUCGUUAUUGCACUAUGGAAGAGGGAGAAAUUGCAUUUGAGUUGAGGCAGAUAGGGACAUGGUUGAUGGUAGACCGCAUCAAUUGUCGAUGUUUAGGCACUGCUGAUGUUGAACGUUAUGGAUACAGUAAAGGUGUUCAAUUCGGAGAUCGCGUUUUUCGUGGUAAUUAUAUACACAUGACAUGUGCAACAAAGCCUCAAUGUAAAGUGGAUGAUUUUUGUUAUAUUGAAACACCAAGUACAGAUGGUUAUAUUUAUGGUGGUCGAGUACCAUGCAUUUGUCCAAAACAAUAUCAUUGUCCAAUUUAUUUUAUACGAGAUAAACGUAUUCCACAAAUCAAUGAUGAUGGACGUGUUAUCAGUUAUGGAAUUAAAUCUCACCGUGGUCUAACUUUGUAA